Phyllostomus discolor (pale spear-nosed bat) is the source of this 5862-nucleotide messenger RNA. RefSeq names its product pleckstrin homology like domain family B member 1 (gene PHLDB1). Bases 222 to 4463 code for a protein of 1413 amino acids. Gene Ontology annotation, molecular function: protein binding. NCBI's taxonomy places the organism in Eukaryota, Metazoa, Chordata, Mammalia, Chiroptera, Phyllostomidae. The record is from RefSeq and is a predicted model, not a curated record. The transcript is spliced from 23 exons. Gene Ontology annotation, biological process: regulation of microtubule cytoskeleton organization. Gene Ontology annotation, cellular component: basal cortex.
AAAAUAUAUAAUCAACAAAUAAAAUUUUUUAAAAAGAAGAAAAGAUCCUAUUGAGACCCCCUGGGAAAAGAGACAAAGGGAGAAGAAGAAGAAAAGGAAAGGUUGGGGGCUUCUACCUUGGCCCUGCUACCCACUGGGCAGCCCUCUGACUACUCACGUCCUUGGAGAGGGGUGCCCUGGAUUCACCUUUCCCCACUAAGGAGCUCUAGAGACCCGGGACCAUGAACACUCUGAAUAGGAACCAGAUAGGCCCUGGAUGCAAGACCCAAGCCAUGUUGCAGAAAGGACCCUUGGACCUGAUUGAGACAGGCAAAGGACUUAAAGUGCAAACAGACAAACCCCAUCUAGUGAGCCUGGGAAGUGGACGACUCAGUACAGCUAUCACCCUUCUGCCGCUGGAGGAAGGGAGAACGAUGAUUGGCUCUGCGGCCAAGGACAUCACACUGCAGGGUCCAGGCCUGGCUCCUGAGCACUGCUACAUCGAGAAUCUGCAGGGCACCCUUACCCUCUACCCUUGUGGCAAUGCCUGUGCUAUUGAUGGGCUCCCUGUCCAGCAGCCCACCCGGCUCACUCAGGGCUGCAUGUUGUGCCUGGGUCAGUCCACCUUCCUCCGCUUUAAUCACCCAGCCGAAGCCAAGUGGAUGAAAAGCAUGAUUCCAGCAGGGGGCCGGGCUCCUGGGCCCCCCUACAGUUUUGGCCCAGCAGAAUCAGAAAGCUUGGUGAAUGGGAACCACACUCCACAGCCUGCAAACCAGGGGCCUUUGGCCUAUGCCAGCCAUAGUUCCCUGGUGAGCUCUAUUGAGAAGGACCUGCAGGAAAUCAUGGAUUCACUGGUGCUAGAGGAACCUGGAGCUACUGGCAAGAAGCCUGCUGUAACUUCCCCACUUUUGCCUAUGGCUAAUGGUGGUCGUUACCUGCUGUCCCCCGCAACCAGCCCCGGCACCAUGUCUGUGGGCUCCAGCUAUGAGAACACCUCUCCAGCCUUCUCUCCACUCUCCUCACCAGCCAGCAGUGGAAGCUGUGCCAGCCACUCACCUAGUGGCCAUGAGCCAGUACCUUCCAUACCUCCGCUGAUACCUGCUCGUUCCUCAAGUUACCAUUUGGUUCUGCAGCCCCUACAGUCCCCACCUAGUGGUGGCCACUCCUCUGAGAGCCCUUGGCUGGGCAGGAAGGCAGGUAAUGAGAGGCCUCUGAGCCCUGGCCUCCGGGGUCUGCUGACAGACAGCCCUGCAUCUACUGUCUUGGCAGAGACCUGCAGAACCACUGAGAAACCCUGGCUGGGUGGGCAGCUGCCUAUGGUGGCUAUCAGCCUGAGUGAAUACCCAGCUUCCAGUGCCCACAGCCAAUCCCCCAGCAUUCCUGGCAGCCCUAAGUUCCAGCCUCCAGUCCCUGUUCCCCAAAACAAAAUUGGCACACUUCAGGACUGCCCUCCCAGCCCUCUCCGUGAGCUGCCAGGCACUGAGCGGGUGUUGACGACUAGCCCCUCACGCCAGUUGGUGGGCCGAACAUUUUCUGAUGGGUCAGCCACGCGCACCUUGCAGCCUCCUGAGAGUCCCCGCCUGAGCCGGCGGGGCCUGGACAGUAUGCGAGAACUCCCUCCUUUGAGCCCAUCUCUGUCCAGACGGGCUGUCUCCCCCAUGCCCUCUCGGACCACCCCAGACCCCAAACGAACCAGGGAAGUGGCAGAGAGUCCCCGGCUCCGGCGCUGGGCAGCCCAUGGGGCUUCACCAGAGGACUUUUCACUGACACUGGGGGCACGUGGCCGUAGGACACGGAGCCCCUCGCCCACACUUGGGGAGUCACUGGCACCUCGCAAGGGCAGCUUCAGUGGCAGGCUGAGCCCAGCCUACAGUUUGGGCUCUUUGACUGGGGCAUUGCCCCGGCAGAGCCCCCGUGCCCGGAGGAAGCUCUCCAGUGGAGACUUACAGGUGCCUGUCACUCGAGAACGGAAAAAUAGCAUCACAGAGAUCAGUGACAAUGAGGAUGACCUUCUGGAGUACCACCGGCGGCAGCGCCAAGAGCGGCUUCGGGAGCAGGAGAUGGAGAGGCUGGAACGGCAGCGCCUGGAGACCAUCCUCAACCUGUGUGCAGAGUACAGCCGGGCUGAUGGGGGACCUGAGGCUGGGGAGCUCCCCAGCAUCGGGGAGGCCACUGUAGCAUUGGCAUUGGCAGGCCGGAGGCCCUCACAAGGCCUCUCAGGGGCCAUUGUAACCUGUGGGCGGAGCAAUGAGGAGCCUGGAGGUACCACCCAACGCCUGUGGGAGAGUGUGGAACGCUCAGAUGAGGAAAAUCUCAAGGAGGAGUGCAGUAGCACUGAGAGCACCCAGCAGGAGCACGAAGAUGCACCUAGCACCAAGCUCCAAGGAGAGGUGCUGGCCCUGGAGGAGGAGCGGGCUCAGGUGCUGGGGCGAGUGGAGCAGCUCAAGGUCCGUGUAAAGGAGCUGGAGCAGCAACUGCAGGAGUCAGCCCGAGAGGCAGAAAUGGAGCAGGCGCUGCUGCAGGGGGAGAGGGAGGCAGAGUGGGCCCUGCUGCAGAAGGAACAGAAGGCAGUGGACCAGCUGCAGGAGAAGCUGGUGACCUUGGAGACGGGCAUCCAAAAGGAGAGGGACAAGGAGAGGGUGGAGCUGGCCACGGGACGGAGGCACCUGGAGGCCCGCCAGGCUCUCUACGCCAAGCUCCAGAUGCAACUCGAUAACUGCCCCGAGUCAGUGCGGGAACAGUUACAGGAGCAGCUGAGAAGGGAGGCAGAGGCUCUGGAGACAGAGACAAAGCUCUUUGAGGACUUGGAGUUCCAGCAGCUGGAGCGGCAGAGCCAUGUGGAGGAGGAGCGGGAGUUGGCCAGCCAGGGGCUUCUCCUGAGCAAGGCUGAGCUGCUCCGCAGCAUCACCAAGAGGAAGGAACACCUGGCAAUCCUGGACAGUCAGGCUGGGCAGAUCCUGGCUCAGGCUGUGCAGGAGUCGGAGCGCCUGGCCCGGAACAAGAAUGCCUCCCUGCAGCUGCUGCAGAAGGAGAAGGAGAAAGUGACUAUGUUGGAAAGAAGAUACCACUCACUCACAGGAGGCAGGCCUUUCCCAAAGACCACAUCGACCCUCAAAGAGAUGGAGAAGCUGCUGUUCCCUGCUGUAGACUUAGAGCAAUGGUACCAGGAGCUGAUGGCCGGGCUGGGGACUGGCCCCACUGCAGCUUCCCCUCGCUCCUCCCCCCCGCCUCUGCCUACCAAAGCUUUUUGUCAACUGCAGGUUUACCGCUCCAAGAUGGAUGGGGAAGCAACCAGCCCUCUGCUCCGUAACCGCAGUGGUCCCCUUCCCUCUUCCUCUGGCUCUUCCUCCUCCUCUUCCCAGCUCAGUGUGGCUACCCUGGGUCGUAGCCCCUCCCCAAAGGGUGCUCUACUCGCCCAGAAUGGCACAGGAAGCCUUCCUCGCAACCUGGCAGCCACACUGCAGGACAUUGAGACCAAGCGCCAGCUGGCCCUGCAGCAGAAGGGACAGCAGGUAAUUGAAGAGCAGCGGCGGAGAUUGGCUGAGCUGAAGCAGAAAGCAGCAGCUGAGGCUCAGUGCCAGUGGGAUGCCCUGCAUGGGCCAUCCCCCUUCUUGGCAGGCCCCUCAGGCUUCCCCCCACUCAUGCACCACUCCAUUCUGCACCACUUGCCAGCUGGGCGGGAGCGUGGGGAGGAGGGUGAACAUGCCUACGACACACUGAGCCUGGAGAGCUCUGACAGCAUGGAAACCAGCAUCUCCACAGGAGGAAACUCAGCCUGCUCCCCUGACAAUGUGUCCAGUACAAGUGGCCUGGAUACCAGCAAGAUUGAGGAGAUGGAGAAGAUGCUGAAAGAAGCUCACGCGGAGAAGAGCCGGCUUGUUGAGUCAAAGGAGCAGGAGAUGGAGCUACGGCAUCAAGCCCUGGAGGAGGAGCGGAGGCAGCGGGAGCGCGUAGAGCGGAAGCUUCAGAGUGAGAGCACCAGGAGGCAGCAGCUGGUGGAGAAGGAGGUCAAGAUGCGGGAGAAACAGUUUUCUCAGGCACGACCCUUGACCCGCUAUCUGCCAGUCCGGAAGGAGGACUUUGAUCUGAAGACCCACAUCGAGUCCUCAGGCCAUGGUGUCGAUACCUGCCUGCACGUGGUACUCAGCAGCAAGGUCUGCCGAGGCUACUUGGUCAAGAUGGGCGGCAAAAUUAAAUCAUGGAAGAAGCGCUGGUUUGUCUUCGACCGGCUCAAGCGUACCCUUUCCUAUUAUGUGGACAAGCAUGAGACAAAAUUGAAGGGGGUCAUCUAUUUCCAGGCCAUCGAAGAGGUAUACUACGAUCACCUGCGCAGUGCAGCCAAGAGCCCGAACCCAGCCCUGACCUUCUGUGUGAAGACCCAUGACCGGUUGUAUUACAUGGUGGCCCCAUCUGCAGAGGCCAUGCGCAUCUGGAUGGAUGUCAUUGUCACCGGGGCUGAGGGCUACACUCAGUUCAUGAACUGACUGUUGUGGGCCUCCUGGACCCAUGCCUGACCACCUGCUACUCUGCUUGCCCCUGGAGACAGAGUAACACCCUGGGCCCCAGACCUCACUGGGUGCUUCCAGAGGCCCUGGGAGAGUAGAGCAUAACUGGUGCUUUUGUAUAAGAAGAGUUUGCAAUGUUCUCUAAGGAGCUCAUUCUGGGAGUUUCUGAGCUUGAGCUUCCUAAAGAAUCAGUCAAGAGAUCAAAGGUAGGGAGGGGGCUUUAUAGCCUCCUGGAAGCCGAGCACUUGCAAUAACUCUUCAGGGUCCUGUGCUCCUUGGCCUGUGUUCUCUUUUGUAAAGGACAGUUAUGGUACCAGAAUUGGCCAAAGAUUCCCUCUUGUCUCAGCCCCCUUUGCAGGAGCAUUGGGGCUGAGCAGUACCACAUCCAGAGUGGGGCAACAGCUCAGGCAGUUUCUCUCUCAAACCCUGCUCUUACCCCUUUGUUUUCCCACAUCCAUAUUUUUAAAAAAGAUUUCAUUUGUUCAUUUCCAGAGAGAGGGGAAGAGAGGGAGAGAGACUUCACUGUGUGGUUGCCCCUUGAGUGCCUCCCACUGGGGACCUGGUCUACAACCCAGCCCUGACUGGGAAGUGAAUUGGGGACCCUUUGGUUUGCAGGCCGGCACUUAAUCCACUGAGCCACACCAGCCAGGGCCCGCAUUCAUAUUUUUUAUUACCUUGCUCAAGGGUCAGAGACCAAAUUUUAUCCUUGAGGUUUGGGCCCCAUCCCCUUUUUGCAGACCCAUCGCCAUGGUCACCACUGUAACUGCUUCAUUGCCAUGGUUACAUACUAAUUUCGUUGGCUCCAUAGCUCAGCAGCUUAGCCCACUGCUUAAGCUGUGGGCCCAUGUGAGGGUACAUGUGCCAUCGUCUCUCCAGCCCAGGCUGCUGGGCAUCUCAUGCUGUGGGGAAGGAACUGAAAACCUCCCUGUACCAGCCUGUGUCUCUAGGCCCUGAUGUACAGCCUGCUGGCCCCUUGGGCGAGCCCUCUCCCUUCCACUUGUGCCUUUCUUAGAGCCAGAAGGGAUGAAACCAGGGUAUCUAGAUCCAGAGAAGUGAUAUGGAUGAUUGAGAAAGCUAGAAGGGCUGAGUUUCUGACAGGGACAGAGGACUACUCCAUGAGAAAACCUGAGCAGGAGAGGAGCAGCAGAGAAGGAAGGCCUGGAAGCCCAGCUUCCCUACUUCAGCCACAGAAGGAUGAUGAAAAUGGAGAGCAAAGGACUAGGCCUCAGUAGUCUGGCCUCAGUCCUUCCCGCCUUAACACUAAUCCCACCUCCCUGCUCCCUUCUCCAGCACUGGGCCAUGGUUGCUGGGUCCAGGCUGGGUGAUUUGCAAUAUUUGUAAGCAUCUCAGCAGAACAAUAAAGCAUUUGGAGUAUGUU